This is a messenger RNA of Epinephelus fuscoguttatus (brown-marbled grouper), 1576 nucleotides long. RefSeq names its product syntaxin-2-like. Gene Ontology annotation, cellular component: plasma membrane; SNARE complex; endomembrane system. Gene Ontology annotation, molecular function: SNAP receptor activity; SNARE binding. Gene Ontology annotation, biological process: intracellular protein transport; exocytosis; synaptic vesicle fusion to presynaptic active zone membrane. NCBI's taxonomy places the organism in Eukaryota, Metazoa, Chordata, Actinopteri, Perciformes, Serranidae. The record is from RefSeq and is a predicted model, not a curated record. The coding region runs from base 47 to 865 and encodes 272 amino acids. The transcript is spliced from 9 exons.
UGAGCCGACAGAGGACACACUGCAGCAGCAGCACUAACAGGAUGAUAUGACGGAUACAGCAGAGAGCACACACAACAUGGAGGACUUCUUCCAAACGGUGGAGGAGGUGAGAAGCCUCAUUGAAAAAAUCUCCUGCCAAGCAGAGGAGGUGGAGAGGAGACAUGGCGCCAUCCUUUCCUCUCCUAACCAAGACAAGAGAAAAAAAGACAAGCUGGAGCUGCUGAACAGUGACAUCAAGAAGAAUGCCAACUUGGUCCGAGCCAAGCUAAAAUCAAUGCAGGAGAACAUGCCUGUGGAUGAAAACCAUAAAAGUGCCUCAGUAAUUCAGCGUAUUCACAAAAACCAGCACUCACACCUGACCCGCUGCUUUGCUGAAGUCAUGAAGAGCCACCAUAAAGCGCAGAUCUCUUUCAGGGAGAAAUGCAAAGCACAAAUUCAGAGACAGCUGGAGAUUGUGGAUAAAGUGACCACAGAUGAAGAGCUGGAGGAGAUGCUGCACCGUGACAAUCUUGCCAUCUUCAUAUCUGACGUCAGCUCUAAUGCUCGAAUUUCAAGCCAGGCUUUGAGUGAGAUUGAAUCCCGUCAUCAGGACAUCAUCAGCCUGGAGUCCAGCAUCAGAGAGCUGCACGAGAUAUUUGCUGACACUGCCAUGCUGCUGGAGAUUCAGGGGGAGUUGAUCAACAACAUAGAAAAGAAUGUGACGAGCGCUGCAGAGUACGUAGACAAGUCCAAAGCAGAAACCUAUAAAGCAGUCACGUACAAGAAAAACCCACACAAGAUAGCAUCUCUGCCGAGCUUCUUCAAGCCUUUCAAGAGGAAAACCACUGCCGCUGAUCAAAACCCCUCAGACUCAAACCAUAACUGAGCUCCUGAACCUGUUUGAACAGUGACUGCACCAAGCGUCCUGAUGAACAUCAAAGCCUGUGCUCGGUGGAACUAUACUUUUCAUCUCAUUUAUGGUACAGUGCCUGUCCGCCCCCUCAAACGCCUUCGAAAGUAUAAUCAGGAAGCUGUUAUUUUUUAAGUAAGUGAAUAUGAACUGCCAUGAUAACAACCUGUCAGCUGAAAGUGACGGGGUGAUGUGGACAAACCUGGCAAAUCAGCUUCUGAGGCCAACUGUGGGCCGUCAAGGAACAAAUGCAGCAUACAACCCUUAAAAAAACAUCAGAAUUUUAACUCACUUGUCAGUCACUGUUUACACACUCCCAGUGCUGAGACUUAAGGUGUCAGACAUGGCAUUACAAUAACACAAAAGUCUUUUAACACAGUAACCCAAGCUACAUUUUUAGAUGUACGACACCGUCUGGAUGGAUUUGCUCAUUAAUUCACUACUUACAGUCAGCUGGUGUUCCCCUGACUGGCCAGUAGGUGGCAUAACAACAUUAAAAUUACCAGCAUCACUUACCUUCCUUUCUCUCUGCAGUCCUGCUGAGCUGUUUUUGUCUGAUGCUGUGUGUUUUACUAAUGCAAUGUAAUGUGAUGUUGUCUAAUACUCAGUAAGAGAUGUCUGUAAUGCUUUAGGAUAAACUGUAAGACCAUGCUAAGCCUAAAAUAAACUCGUGGUGCAGCUACUUUA